AUGUCCGAACCUCCCGGCCCGUCCUCUCGACCGUCAAUCCCACCCGCUCUCCCGACUCCGCCCCGCAAGCGCUCGAGAGCGACGAGCAAGUCGGAGAGGUUGAGCGAGUGUUGCGGCAACGAGAGGCGUGAUGGGCGCUUAGCUGGUCGAUUCGCUGUGGAGCGAGGAAGCGGACCAGCUUGGACUCCCUCUCCGCGAAGCUCAGCCGCCGCUCGACUCGCUCAACUCGCCUCGUCUUCACUCUCAGACAGGCUUACGAUGGGUCGCCAAGCACGUACGAAGCAAGCCGACCCCCUCCCGUUCGCAGGCGGAGGCAAGGCGCACCCCGGCGCGCCCGAGCGCAAGGGCAAGCGCAAACUCGUUGCAGAGGCCAAGGGCGAGCGCGCGCAGGGACCGAGGGCUGCGAAGCGCGCGAAGAAGGUCAGUGAGGGAGGCGCAGAGGUUAAGGGGAAGGGGAAGGCCAAGGCUGGGAAGGGGAAGGGCAAGGCGGAGCAGAAGAAGAAGGUCACGGACGGCGUCGAGUGGGAGUCGGACGACGACGACAUCGAGGGAAUGAAGGCGGAGGAUGGGUGGACCGACGAGGAGGACGAGAUGAGCGACGCCGAGGCCAGCGGGCUCGAGAAGGCUCGCUCUGCCUUGUUCGACGACGUCGACCUCGAAGAGCCUGGUGCGGGCGGAGACGAGUUCGACGACGAGUUCGACCUCGACCGGGCUGACGACGACGAUGAGGAGGAUCUCGACGACGAGUUUGACCUCGAAGAUGAGGAGGUCGACGGCGUUACGGAGGAAGACCAGAACGACGCGCUCGCUCACCAAGGUCUCUCGAAGAAGCGAGCCGCACGCGCCGCCGCCUACAACUCGGAGGACUCCGAAGACUCCGAAGACGACUCGCCCCUCCCCGCCGGUCUCAACCCCGCCCGCCCCGAUCCCGAGCCUAUCGCAGGCCAAAUCGACGCGACGAUGGAAGAGCUUGAAGCUGCACGUUCCGACGACGAAGGGGAGGAGGACAGCGAUGAUGAGGAUGGCGGUAUAAGCAGAUUGCAGAAUGGAAAGCUGGAGGAUUUGAGGGAGGUCGAGAAGAGGAUGAGGACGGCUGCGAGGGUGUUGGCGCACUGGAAGGAACUUGGAGGGCAGGCUGGCAUGUCUCGCUCCGAUCUUCGCGAGCAGCUUAUCAGCGACAUCUGCCAGUACCACGGCUACACUCCCUUCCUCGCCGAGAAGCUCUUCGAGGUCUUCGGUCCAGAAGAGGCCCUCGAGUUCUUCGCCGCCUCCGACACUCCCCGCCCGCUCACGAUCCGCGUCAACACGCUCAAGACGCGGCGCCGCGACCUCGCCCAGGCGCUCAUCAACCGCGGCGUCAACCUCCAGCCUCUCGAAGGCGGCUGGUCCAAGGUCGGCCUUCAAGUCUUUUCCGGCUCGUCGGUCCCGAUCGGGGCGACGCCCGAAUACCUCGCCGGCCACUACAUCCUCCAAGCCGCCUCGUCCUUCCUGCCCGUCAUGGCGCUCGACCCGCAGCCUCACGAACGCUGCCUCGACAUGUCUGCCGCGCCGGGCGGAAAGACGACGUACAUGUCUGCGUUGAUGGGCAACACGGGCGAAGUCUGGGCCAACGACUCGUCCCGUGGCCGUAUCAAGGGUCUCGGAGGAAACGUCGCCCGUCUCGGGUGCAGAAACGUCGUCAUCACCAACGUUGACGGUCGCGAGUUCCCCAAGAUUAUGGGCGGGUUCGACCGUGUCUUGCUUGACGCGCCGUGUUCCGGAACGGGUGUCAUCUCGAAGGACCCGAGUGUCAAGGUCAACAAGACCGAGCGCGACUUUAUGCUCCUCUCGCACCUCCAGAAACAACUCCUCCUCUGCGCCAUCGACUCGGUCUCUCCCAACUCCGAAAAGGGCGGCUACGUCUGCUACUCGACCUGUUCCGUCACCGUCGAGGAGAACGAAGCAGUCGUUUCGUACGCAUUGCGCAAGAGGCCGCACGUCAAGCUCGUCGAUACCGGACUUCCGUUCGGCAAGCCUGGGUUCAAGAGCUACAAGGGCAAGGAGUUCGGCAAGGGCAUCGAGCUCACCAGGCGCUUCUACCCGCACGUAGCCAACGUUGACGGGUUCUUCGUGAGCGUCUUCAAAGUUGGGAAGCCGCAGAAGCAGGUUCCCGAACCCGCCUCGCCUACACUUCCCUACGAGCCUCUACCGCUCAACGAGAAGGACGAGCAGGACGCAGCCGAGGCGAAGGAGGACGCGCCGGCCUUUGACGAUGCGGAGGACGCCAAGCUCAUCGAGGAGUCGAGGCGGAAGAUCGCGAAGCGCAAGGGACUGAACCCGAAGGCGGACAAGAGCAAGGCGGGCAAGAAGGCGCGUGCGGAGAAGGAUGAGUAG
Molecule: messenger RNA, 2373 nt
Organism: Rhodotorula toruloides NP11
Lineage: Eukaryota; Fungi; Basidiomycota; Microbotryomycetes; Sporidiobolales; Sporidiobolaceae
Product: RNA m(5)C methyltransferase
Exons: 9
Coding region: 1-2373 (790 amino acids)
Biological process (GO): rRNA base methylation; maturation of LSU-rRNA
Cellular component (GO): nucleolus
Molecular function (GO): rRNA (cytosine-C5-)-methyltransferase activity; RNA binding
Source: RefSeq, a predicted model, not a curated record